Molecule: messenger RNA, 1767 nt
Organism: Priceomyces carsonii
Lineage: Eukaryota; Fungi; Ascomycota; Pichiomycetes; Serinales; Debaryomycetaceae
Gene: HPC2
Product: Hpc2p
Exons: 1
Coding region: 1-1767 (588 amino acids)
Source: RefSeq, a predicted model, not a curated record
AUGUCAAGCUCUAAUACAAAUGUAUCUAUCUCAUCUUUGUUGGACUCGGGUCCCGAUGAUGCUACAAUACAAGCUAGCAAGCAAGGUGAUGAACAAUUAAAAAGGUCAGAAUCUCCGGUAGCGGUACCUUUGCAAACAUAUGUAUCUCAAUUUCAAACGUCAAUUAAUAUAUCGCCCUCUCCUCCUGCUAGAAAGAGUAAUCCAGUGAUUUCGGAAGAUGAGAUACCACACGCAACGGCUUCUUUGGCAAAUGGCGUGAAAUCGGAUGUUAUACUUUUAAGUGAAAAUGAAGAUCUACCGGGUUUGGGUCCUGCUAGAAGACGACAAAGUACAAAGAAAUCUGUUAACAAUGAAGAAAAUACAGCAAGUAAAAAGACUAAAAAGCCUAUAGCAAUCAAGCCAUCUCCUGGAUUGCCAUUUUUGGCCCCAAAACCAAUUCAUGUCAGACCUGUUUCUCCAAUUCAAAGUUCUAACAAGGACGCCGAUACGUCAUCCUUUGUUGCUAGUGACCAUAUAAAGCGGUUCCAAACUAGCUUUCAAAUCUCACCUGAGACAAAAUCUAGUAUGUUGGAUCAAAGUAGAACUUCAAUCAAUUCUAUUAUUAAUAUUGAAGAUAGUCCUGAAGUAAUUUCUGUUGAAUCUGAGCCCCAGAAGAAAACAAGUUUAAAGAGAGUAAAGGAUGAUGUGAACUCGUCGAAUAAAAAAAAGAAAACUUCUAAGAUCUCGGAGCUGAAACUGAAGAAUGAAUUGGGCUCCUCCAAAGGCACUGCUCCAAGUGAAGGUAGUGAACCUAAGAAAAAGAGAACAUCGAAACCUAAGUUGGAUUCUAAGGGAGAAAAUAAAAAAGUCACGAAAAGUAAAAAGAAAACUUCUGAUGCAGGGGGUAGGUCUUUUACAUCAUCUUUUACUAAUUCCUUGUCUGACACAUCGAAUAAAGUAUAUCCUACUGUUACUGCCGAAAAGACGAGUUCGUCGAAAGGCGAAAAAGUAACACCUCCGAUAUCUUCUAUAGUCGAGAUUAAAGAUUCUAAUGAAAAGCCUGACUUUGGAGUAGAGCACGAUAUACCAGAUAAGCCUGAAGAAUAUGGUCCGAAAUCGGCUACAUCUAAUGACGGCUUGAAGGAGAAUAAAGAAGCGAUGGAAAAAGACAAAGAAAAAGACAAGGAAAAAGACAAGGAAAAAGACAAGGAAAAAGACAAGGAAAAAGAGAAAGAAAAGGAAAGAGAGAAAGAAAAGGAAAGAGAGAAAGAAAAGGAAAGAGAGAAAGUCAAGGAGAAAGAGAAACCUAAGAUGCCCAUAAUAGCUCUAAAUGUGCCUUUGAUUGAUCCUAAAAAUCCAUUGCCAGGACAAUCAGAAGUUGUAGUUAAUGUAUUAAAGCUUGCAGAAGAUAAAUAUGGAUGGUCAGUAAUACAUCCAAAUGCGAAAUCUGCGAUUGACAUUAUGGAUGACCUUAUAGACGAGGAUGAUGAUGGUGUUGAUGAUGAAGAUGAUGACGAGCUUUUAGUUGAUGAAGAAAAGAGCUCUAAGAAGAGAAAAGAUGGGGAAGAGUUAACAGAGGAGCAAUUAGUUCAUAUGCAUGAAGUGAAAAUGAAUAGAAAAGUGGGUAAAUAUGACUAUGAAGAUCCGUUUAUUGAUGAUGAAGAAUUACAAAUGGAGGAAGAAAUAGCAUCUACUAAGGAAGGAUUUUUCGUAUACUGGGGACCGUUAGUUGAUGAUAGAAAUUUAGCGGGUUCUUCUAAAAAGGGGACAUCAAAAUCAAAAAAAUGA